AUGACGAAUCCAGAGCUCCGUCGACAAGUCAUCAAUAUUUACAAAGAUACUGCAGAGCUUCUCUACCUCGGGCGAGAAUACCCUCUUGGAUAUGAUUAUUUCAGGCAAAGGCUGCAUAGAGCGUUCUCCGGCCAAGCGCAUCUGGCCGACGAAGAAAAGAUUCGGACAGGGAUAGCGAGGGCACAGUUUGUAAAAAAGGGUAUGAUUGAAGUAUUAUCUGAAGCGGUACCGCACGCUGAAACAGAGGUAUGA
Molecule: messenger RNA, 252 nt
Organism: Aspergillus novofumigatus IBT 16806
Lineage: Eukaryota; Fungi; Ascomycota; Eurotiomycetes; Eurotiales; Aspergillaceae
Product: NADH-ubiquinone oxidoreductase complex 1/LYR family protein
Exons: 3
Coding region: 1-252 (83 amino acids)
Biological process (GO): respiratory electron transport chain
Cellular component (GO): mitochondrion
Source: RefSeq, a predicted model, not a curated record